AUGGCAGAUUCGGUUAUAAGAGCACAGAGCACAGACGUGUCGGGAACUAAUGGUUCUGUAUCACAUCCUUCCAAUUACGUUGGUUUUGAUACCAUCACCACCCAAAUUGAAAAUAGAUUGGUUAAGAGAGGCUUUACUUUCAAUGUUAUGUUAGUUGGUUAUUCUGGCAUGGGUAAGUCCACGUUGGUUAAUACACUAUUCAGCUCACAUCUUGUUGACUCUAAUGGUAGAGACACAAUAAACGAACCAAUUGACAGAACCACUGAAAUCAAAAUCACUAACCAUACCUUACUUGAGAAUAAUGUUAGGUUGAAUUUGAACGUCAUCGAUACCCCUGGUUUUGGCGAUCAGCUCAACAAUGACAAGUCAUGGGAGCCUAUUCUUAAAUACAUCAAGGACCAGCAAAAUCAAUAUCUUCGGAGAGAGUUGAAUGCCUCUAGAGAAAAAUUCAUUAAAGAUACAAGAGUUCACUGUGUUUUGUACUUUAUCCAACCAAAUGGCUAUGGUUUAAAGGCAUUAGAUAUUCAAGUUUUAAAGAGACUAACUGAAGUCGCCAACGUUGUACCAAUUAUCGCCAAGGCAGACACUCUGACUUUAGAUGAAAGAUCAAAAUUGAAAGCCAUUUUACAAGAACAGUUUACUCACUAUAAUUUGAAGAUGUAUCCCUAUGAAACUAGUUUUGAUGACGAGCUCUCUGAAGAGGAGAUCCAAUUUAAUAGGGAUAUCAGAUCUUUGCUGCCCUUUGCAGUUAUUGGAUCCGAGAGUAUCAUCACUACACCCAACGGCGAAUCAAUUAGAGGAAGAAGAACUAAAUGGGGUAUCAUUAACGUGGAAGACGUCACCCAAUGUGAAUUUAUUUACUUGAGGGACUUUCUGACUAGAACCCAUUUGUUUGACUUGAUCGAGACCACCAACUUGAUGCACUAUGAAUCUUUCAGAACUAGAGAACUAACCUUCUUAAGGGAAAACGUUAGCGCUAGAAAUUCUAGAAUGCCACAGGUUCAGAGUUGA
Messenger RNA from Pichia kudriavzevii, 1011 nucleotides. RefSeq lists its product as uncharacterized. The coding region runs from base 1 to 1011 and encodes 336 amino acids. The transcript has a single exon. Gene Ontology annotation, biological process: cytoskeleton-dependent cytokinesis. Gene Ontology annotation, molecular function: GTP binding; GTPase activity; molecular adaptor activity. The record is from RefSeq and is a predicted model, not a curated record. Lineage: Eukaryota; Fungi; Ascomycota; Pichiomycetes; Pichiales; Pichiaceae. Gene Ontology annotation, cellular component: cell division site; septin ring; septin complex.